AUGACUACGCCGAUGCACAGUCGCCCGCUGGGCGUUAGUCCGCGACAGCGGCCGCCGGGGGAACGCAUCACGUCUGAGUCUUCUUCGAUCUCUUCUUGCUCGUCUUCGUUUCCUGCCUCCGCUUCGUCUUCCGCGUCCGCCGCGCUGCUGCCGACUUCUUCCUUUGCGCGACUCGCGUCGCUGCUUGCGUCGUCGCCGCUGCCCUCGCAGCCCUCAGAGAAGAAGCUGACACCUGAGCAGCAGGGCGCGCUCCAGCGGCGUCUGGAGGAGACGCUGCAGAGACACCUCGCGCGCGCGUGCGCGGAAAACAGAGAAGUCUUCUCCGCGGCGAGCCCCGAGGCACACGAGGCGCUCGCCGACAGGCAGCAGGUGUACGGACGCCUCAUGAGCGAGCUGUCGACGUCCCCCUCUCCGCGUGCGGCGUCGGCGGUUCCUUUUCUGGCGCCUCGUUUGCAGCGGCUGCUUCUGUCUUCCUUCUCGCGGGAAGAGGUCACUGGGAGCUCGCCGCCGCUGCAGCACCCCGAGGCGAUUCUGCACCUGCUGCUGCAUCUCGGGCAGCUCCACCGAGGCGGCGGCCGCCGCGGCGAGGAGGACGUCUCCGCGUCGGGCGACCCGCUGGCCUCCGCGCGCUCCACGGCGCACGCGCGCCCGCCACGAGACGCCGAGAGAAAUGCCUUUCCGGCGGCGCGGCCCGCGACCACUCCGACGCUCUCCACACCGCGCAGCAUUCGCUGCGAGAGCGUCUCGAGUGUACAUACAGACAGCUCUCAGGCCUUUCCCUUGGGGCGACACCGACCCAGCACGCCGGGGGGCUGCAUCCGGCGCCGCCCGCAGAGAGUCGCGGACGCUGAGCGCGAAGGGGGACGGCGGAAGGAGCCGGUCGUUGAGGAGGAGGAAGAAGACGCAAACGGCGCCACCCCCGUCCACGAGCUCGGGCUCGUCUACGAUUUGUCAGGCGUCUCCGAAGUGGCGCUGCUGCGCGACAUUGUCUACACACUCCAAGGCGUCGACGGCGUCCACGUGGCGUUCGAUGAGAAGCUCCAGACGUACCUGCUGUCACCCAAGGUCCGCGCUUCAAACAGCCUGCGAGCGUUGGUCUCGCAUCUCUCCGGCGUUGGCGCGCUCUAUCGCCGCCUCGUCCGCGCACUCGAGGACUCAAACAAUCGGAGAGAAAGCGAAGUCGAGCGAGGCGGCGACGGGCGCAGCGUGGUCGCGGAGGCGCUGCAUCAAUGUCUGCAGGAACAGAUUCAGGAGUAUCACAAACUCGUCGCAGCUGUGGAGUGCGACGUGAUUCGAUCCGCCGAGGACGGCGCGUGGAGCAGCGUGACGCUGCGGAGGUUCGCCGUUUGGCUGCAGGAGCCGUACUGCCGCAUGCGCGCGCUCGCAGCCCUGGCCGAGGAGGCGCGGGGGCUGAAGGGUGGUCCACUUCUCUCCACGAUCUACGCACAUAGCCGCCGCGGAGAUCCUGAGCUGCGGAUGCUCAUGCUGCACAUUCUGACGCGCGCUGCGGAGCCUCUCGCCGACAUGACCUACGCGUGGAUUGAUCAAGGCGAAUUGCGAGAUCCUGCAGACGAGUUCUUCGUGACGCAGCGCCUGCCGAGCGCCACAGAGGAGCUAUGGAGCGGCAGGUACUUUGUCAAAGGCGACCGGAUUCCUGUCUUCUUCCCGCCCUCUCUGGCGACGGAGAUUCUGCGCGUGGGCAAGAGUCUGAACUUUCUCAGGAUGUGCGGCGACUCCGCGGCCGCGCAGGAGGUUGAGGCGGGACUGCGGCUGCCGUCGUUCGCGGCGGCGCGGGCGUCUACGGUGCCGGGGCUUCUCUCGCGCGAGACCGCGCGGCUGCCGCCGACUCUGCAGCUCGAACUGGCGCAGAAUCCGUUCCCGCACGUCGAGGCAGCGCUGCUGGCGAGUUCUGCGGAGAAGAAGCAUUCCGGUGCCGCGGCGAAGACCUUCUCCGCCGCGCUGCCGCAGAUCGACGACGAGCUGGCGUGGCUGGACGAGCUCCGCGACAGGGUGCAUGCGUCUUCUGCGGCGCGGAAUCGACGAGUCGUCACCACGCUGCUGGAGCGCCACCAGCUUCUCUACUACCUCGAAGGCAUUCGAAAAUUUAUCUUGCUGGAAGACGGCGAAUUCACUCGCAGUCUGCUGGAGGCGGCAGAGGCGCACGAAGAGCUCCAGCGGCGACGGGCGCUCAGCGCCGUGACUGAGGAAGAAGAAAACCUGCAGAAUCUCUGCGCGGCCAGCAUCGCCGCGCAGCCUGCGAUUCUCGCGGCCGUCGACGCGGCAGCGCGCGGAAGCGGCGCGGGCGGCGCGCUGUUUUCGCUCUGUCCGCCGUUGCUGCACGCGCUGACGGUGCGCUUCCCCCCGACGUCUGCGCUCCCGGCGAACGCGCCAUCCUCUUCUUCCGCGUCCUCGCCUUCCUGCAGCGGCGUGUCUCUGCAGAUGUGGGACGCUUUUUACCUGGAUCUGAAGCUCUCUGCGCCGCUGGCGAGUUUCUGCACGCCUGCGGUGAUGGGGGUGUUUCACAAGGUCUUCUACUUGCAGUGGAAGCUGCACCGAGCCUCGCACGCGCUCGCGGGCGCGUGGCUGCAAGGCCGUUCGCUCUUCCGCCUCCAGCAGACGCAGCAGCAGCAGCGCGCGCAGCGGGCGCAGCGCGAGCGCCUCGCGCAGCAAACGGAGAGUCUCCGCGCGCGGCAGCCGCAGACGCCGAGGGCGGAGGGCGCGAGUGCGGCGGCGGCGCGAGGGCAGCGGACGCCGACUCCGAGGCGCAGCAGCAGCACGCGCGCGCGGCGGCGGGUGCAGGACCGCGGGGACGAGGCCUGGAGCCAAAUGGAGGCCGUGGAGACGCGUCCAGACGGCGAGAGGGCGGAGUCGUUCCUGUGGGAGAAACUGCGCCAGAGGGAGGAACGGGAACACCAAAACAUCACGCAACAGAGAUGCCUCGCAGCGCUCAACAAACUCGCCCAGGCCCUCACGCACCUCCGCGUCUACCUCGUCUCUGACGUGCUUAAUCCGGCCUGGAGAAGCAUGAUGAGGCUGCUCACCACAUGCAACGACUUCGACGAGGUCCUCGCGGUGCGCCAGCAUUGCGUGGAGACGCUCUACGACGGCAUGUUUCUGUACGACGCGGCGACGCUCCAGGAGCAGCUGCAGAGUCAGCAGGGCGCCGGCAGCGCCUCGGAGCUCUCAAGCCGCGCCUGCAGCAACCCGAUCAUCACCGCGCUGAUCCACGAGCUCCUCGCCUUCGCGACCCAGCUGGCGGCAACGGCGAGAGCUCUCUUUUCGGCGUUGGAGGCGGCGGCGGACGACCCUGACGAGGCGCAGGCGCAACGCGAGCGCGAAGCAGCCGCAGCGGGCGCGCGGAAGGCGCUUGACGGCAUUCAGGCGAGACUACGCGGAAUCUUCUUCGAGCUCCUCCGGCAGCUCGCUGUCAAGCAGGCGAACGCACGGGCCUGCCGCGCCGGAGGCGUCGUCAAGGGGGUCGCCUUCGGGGACCGCGGCGAGGCGCUCAGAGCCCUGCAGUGCCGCCUGGACUUUAACGCGUUCUACGGCCACCAGGCGCAGGUCGCCGCGGGCAGUCCGCCAUCUGUGUUGCUUCCGACGCUGUCCCCGGUCUCCGCGGUGUCUCCGUUGUCGCCUUACGGGCCCGUAGGCGGUGGAGCCCAAGCCUCGUACGCGACCCUGCUGCGGCGGGCGCUGCCGCAGGGCGCGCUCGCGGCGCCGUUCCUUCCUGGCGUUCCGGCACAGGGCGAGCGUGAGAAGCACCACUUGCUUCUGCAGCUGCUGCUGCUUCACCAGCGCAAACAGCAGGAGCGCGAGGAGGCUGAGCAGGGCCCCUGUUUCUUCGAGGGGCCCGCGCGGGCCCCAGGGGGCAGGGGCGCAGAGGGCCGCGGAGACGGCGCGCGAGGCCGCGCCCCCCCUCCGAGCGAGACCGCGGAGGUGAGCGAGACGGAGAUAGAGACGGAGGCGCAGAGACGCCGCGCGAAAGACUUACAGCUGCGGCAGCGAGAAGCGAGCCACGAGGCUCUGCUGCGAGGCCUGCCGUGGCUGAACUCAGAGGGCAAGAAGAGCGCCGAUGAAAACGGGCUUUCUCCGUCGCCGGCUUUCGCGUCAAGUCAGAAGAUCGCCGCAGGAUUCGGCGCCGACAGCGACGGCCUCGGAGCGUUGCGCGGAGGCUUGUCGGCAGAAACCUCGGCUGCAGUCUCUGGUGACGGAUUCCGCGUUCGCGACGAAGCGACCGCGCACGGGCGGAGUUGGGCGGCAAGGCGCGACCGUGGAGGCCUCGCGCGCGGCGGCUGA
Besnoitia besnoiti is the source of this 4296-nucleotide messenger RNA. Its product is annotated as Spc97 / Spc98 family protein. Gene Ontology annotation, molecular function: gamma-tubulin binding; microtubule minus-end binding. The coding region runs from base 1 to 4296 and encodes 1431 amino acids. The record is from RefSeq and is a predicted model, not a curated record. The transcript is spliced from 20 exons. Lineage: Eukaryota; Apicomplexa; Conoidasida; Eucoccidiorida; Sarcocystidae. Gene Ontology annotation, cellular component: gamma-tubulin small complex; spindle pole; centrosome. Gene Ontology annotation, biological process: spindle assembly; meiotic cell cycle; microtubule nucleation.